Molecule: messenger RNA, 603 nt
Organism: Paraglomus brasilianum
Lineage: Eukaryota; Fungi; Glomeromycota; Glomeromycetes; Paraglomerales; Paraglomeraceae
Source: the annotation of a GenBank genome assembly
AUGGCAAAAGACGACAUUGGAUAUUAUACAAACUAUGAAGUAAUUGGCGGUUAUUUCUCUCCAGUAUCCGACCAUUACGGUAAAAAGGACCUUGCACCAGCACACCAUAGAGUACGUAUGUGCGAAUUGGCUGUUGAGACAACAUCGACGUGGCUGAUGGUUGAUUCUUGGGAAAGUCUACAACAAAAUUAUACCACGACAGUGCGAGUGUUGGAUCAUUUCGACAAGGAAGUGAAUGAGAAAAAUAAUAUUGUUACCAAAGAUGGUGUAAAACGCCGUGUUAAGAUUAUGUUGCUGUCUGGUGCCGAUUUGAUCGAAUCUUUCAGCGUGCCAGGUCUUUGGGCAGAUGACGAUUUACGUUGCAUACUCGGCGUCUAUGGAUGUGUGAUCAUUGAGAGGACAGAAGCGGAUGUAUGGAAAGCCGUCGUUGGGCAUGAUAUUUUAUAUGAGCAUCGGAAAAACAUUUGUAUUGUGAAAAGGUUAAUACAAACCGAUGAAAGCUCUACAAAAUUGAGAUUAUUUAUUAAGAGAGGACUGUCGAUAAAGUAUCUAUUACCAUGCUCUGUAAUCGAAUAUAUCCAAGCACACAAUCUCUACAAGUAA